This is a messenger RNA of Nerophis ophidion (straightnose pipefish), 3726 nucleotides long. RefSeq names its product zinc finger protein OZF-like. Gene Ontology annotation, cellular component: nucleus. The coding region runs from base 336 to 1664 and encodes 442 amino acids. Gene Ontology annotation, molecular function: DNA-binding transcription factor activity, RNA polymerase II-specific; RNA polymerase II cis-regulatory region sequence-specific DNA binding. The record is from RefSeq and is a predicted model, not a curated record. The transcript is spliced from 3 exons. Lineage: Eukaryota; Metazoa; Chordata; Actinopteri; Syngnathiformes; Syngnathidae. Gene Ontology annotation, biological process: regulation of transcription by RNA polymerase II.
UAGCAUUACUGCCUUGUAACGUCAAGUGUGCUAACUGUCGUGAAAGCACAUCCACGCAGAAAGCCGCGAGCAGGACGCUAAUAAGUCAGUCUUAUUAUUUGUUCUUCAGUUUGAAAUAUUUACGGCGUAUAAAAUACAUAUUUGAUUCUUCAUUUUAGGACAAAGUCGUCUGGGUGCGCUAGAAGCACUGUGCCGCUUCUCGUGCUAUCUUUGCUUGUUAGUUAGCUUAGCUUGUUAGCUUAGCUUGUUAGCUGCUAUCAAAGAGACGCGGACGUUAUCAACACAUCGCUAAGUAGAGAUCAAGUGUGAGAGUAAAGUGUUGUGAUUGUGUGAAAAUGUGCGAAAGAACGAUAGCAAAGUAUGAGGAGGAACUUUGUCCAACAAAAGAGGAGAAGGAGCGACAACAUCAACUACUGGACGCUGUUUUCAAGAAACAUCAAGUUGUGUUACACAGAAGAGACGUCCAGCAGCCCCCCCACAUUAAAGAGGAAGAGGAGGAUCCACAGCACCCCCACAUGAAAGAGGAAGAGGAGGAAGUGUGGAUGAGUCAGGAGGGAGAGUGUCUUCUAGGGCAGGAGGAGGCUGAUGUCAGCAAGUUUCCACUGACUGUUGUCUCUGUGAAGACUGAAGAGCAUGAAGACAAAGCAGCUGAGUCCUCACAGCUUCAUCACAGUCCAAACGUCCAGCAGGUGUCAGCAGAGAGUCAUGAAGAUAUUCCCUCCAAGCAGCAGGAGUGGAGCUCCAGUGUGGGACAGAAGGAGCUACAGGCCCCCUCCCACAUUAAAGAGGAGCAGCUUCAUGAUGAAUAUGAAGCUCAGUCCUUACAGCUUCUUCACAGUCAAAGUGAGGAGAACAGAGGGGCGGAGCUUGUAAGUCAACACAUCACAGAAGCUGAUGGAGAGCAUUGUGAAGAUAUCAAGUCAGAACCAGACAGCAUCUUUGCUCCACUGUCAGACAUGGACCACGUGAUGUCAGACUCUUCUGAUCACAGUGACCACAUCCAAAAACCUUUGGAGAGGAAAAAUGACUCUAAAGGUGAUACGAGACAUCACACUAACAAAAAACACUUUGACUGCUCUGAAUGUGGGAAACCAUUUAGACUGAAGACUAAUUUUACAAGACACAUGAGAGUACAUACUGGAGAGAAACCUUUUACUUGCUCUGUUUGUAAGAAGAGUUUCUCCACAAAGCAAUGCAUGACCAGACACAUGAGCACACACACUGGAGAGAAACCUUUUACUUGCUCUGUUUGUAAGAAGAGUUUCUCCAGAAAUAAUCACAUGACCACACACAUGAGAACACACACUGGAGAAAAACCUUUUCCUUGCUCAGCUUGUGCUAAAAGAUUCAACACUAAGAAUGAAAUGAUAUUACACAUGAGAACACAUACUGGUGAUAAACCUUUUACUUGCUCUGUUUGUAAGAGGAGUUUCUCCAAAAAGCAAAACAUGACCAGACACAUGAGAACACACACUGGAAAGAAACCUUUUUCUUGCUCAGCGUGUGUUAAAAGAUUCAACACGAAGAAUGAAAGUAUGUUACACAUGAGAAUGCACACUGGAGAGAAACCAUUUAGUUGCACAGUGUGUGAUAAAACUUUCAAGUUUAAGUGUCAGGUCAGUAAACACAAGUGUGUAACAGUGACGAAAGCUGCAGGGAUUUAAAGACACUUAAAGGCCUACUGAAAGCCACUACUAGCCACCACACAGUCUGAUAGUUUAUAUAUCAAUGAUGAAAUAUUAACAUUGCAACACAUGCCAAUACGCCCGCUUUAGUUUACUAAAUUGCAAUUUUAAAUUUCCUGCAAAGUAUCCUGUUGAAAACAUCGCGUAAUGAUGACAUGUACGCUUGACGUCACGGGCUGUUAUGAAUAUGAGCGCUGCACACACACACAGCUAAAAGUCGUCUGCUUUAACGGCAUAAUUAGACAGUAUUUUGGACAUCUGUGUUGCUGAAUCUUUUGCAAUUUGUUCAAUUAAUAUUGGAGAAGUCAAAGUAGAAAGAUGGAGUUGGGAAGCUUUAGCCUUUAGCCACACAAACACACGGUGAUUCCUUUUUCAAAAUUCCUGGAGAUGAAACUUUACUAUGGAUCAGAGCGCGGUCAAGCCAACAUGGAUCCCGACCAAAUGUCAACCAGCAGUUUUCGGUGAGGAAAUUGUGGUAAAAAGUCGCUUCUUACCGGAGAUCAGCUGAGCUUGUCGUCCAUAAAGUCGCCCGUGGACACACACCUCCGACUAUCAGGUACUGUUAAACUCACUAAAACACUAGCAACACAAUAGAAAGAUACGGUAUUUCCCAGAAUUACCCUAGUAAAUGUCUCUAAAAACAUCUGAAUCCGUCCCAAUGCAAUCAGGGUUUUUUUUUUGUUUUUUUUUACUUUUUUUUUCUAGUCCGUCGCUAUCAAUAUCCUCAAACGCGAAUCUUUCAUCCUCGCUCAAAUUAAUGGGGAAAUUGCUGUUUUUUCGGUCCGAAUAGCACUUUUUGUUGGAGGCUCCCAUUAUAAACAAUGUGAGAACGUGAGGAGCCCUCACACUUGUGACGUCAUCGUCUGCGACUUCCGGUACAGGCAAAGCUUUUUUGUCAGCACCAAAAGUUGCGUACUUUAUCGUGGAUGUUCUCUACUAAAUCCUUUCAGAAAAAAAUGUCGCGAAAUGAUCAAGUUUGACACAUAGAAUGGACCUGCUAUCCCCGUUUAAAUAAGAAAAUCUCAUUUCAGUAGGCCUUUAAACAGUGAUUGUGCUAAAUGUACUUAAAAAACACAGCAUGUUUAAUAUGAAUGUAUAUUUGAUGUUGUAUGUAGUGCUGCUCAUCUUCUACUGUUAUAUGUUGUCCUGGAAUCACUUUUUAAGUUAUGUGCAUUUAUUAAAUAUUAUAUAUGUAGCUACUAUUUUAUUUUAUUUUUUUGUUGUUUAAAGACAGGACAUCUUAUUUAAAUUUGUUUUUCUUUUGGGUCUUAUAAAUUCAUACAUUUUUUCGAUUGCAUUUUGUUGAUAUUAUUAUCCAAUUGAAAGAAUGAAUGAAUAAAAUUAACAUAACGUGUACUCUGGUAGAUGAGCAGCAUUGUUGCAUCAUGGAUGUUAACUACUGCAAAACAUCAACAAAGAAGAAAAAGGCUGAAGUUAGCAACACAUCACUGAACUUUAGAGCCAUCGUGAGUGGACUUGCUUGUUUUUAUUGCUGCAUUUGUACUUAUUUCACCUCACAUCUUCACUUUUAAUCCUAAAGUCUUCUUCAAAUAUAUUGUUGGAGGCUUCUAAGAUUGAUGUUUAUGAUGUGUGUGUAGUCUGUGGAAAGGGUUGUUGUCCCUUGUGGAUCCAUUUGUUCACUUGCACAUACACAUCAUCAUCAGACGUUAUCGGUCCACUACUGGAAGAAACCUUAGCAUUAAUGUUUUAAUAUAAGUGUGACCUCAUUAUUCCUCGAUAAUUAGACUACAAAUACAGCUUUAAGCACUGUAUUAGAGCUCCUCUUGUAGUACUCCAACUCGCCACACUGAGAAGUGGGGGCGAUGGUGAGCUAGCAGAUGCAUGUUGUUAUCAUGUUUUAUCAGCGAGGAAGACAGCAUUUCUGUUUACUUUUUUGUCAGAUCCAAAUUGUAUUGCUCCACUCAAUAAAUGAAUCACUAUGGCUGCCAAUAUGGAGGAUUACUUAUAUAAUUAGAACAAAUACUUUCCUUAACAGGUAUAAAAAUGACACCACAAAAAGUGAACUAGUAGCAGGACCCAG